UGGCAAUGCCAACUUACCAGACUGCCUUCGACCCCCUCAGCACGAACGCUGCUCCAUAUGGCCUUCAAAGAAACAACAGCAAUGGCCUUGAGCCAUCGGGAGGUGGCAAGUUUCCCCACACUCGGGCCCAGCUUUCAGCGAUCGCGCGCCAAUACAAACCCCUCGAGAACUACGACAGCGACGCCGAGAACGACGACUACAACCGAGUCCCCCAGAGCCUGGUAAACGAGGUUGUGUCGUUGCUAGUGGACGAGAAGGAGGAUGAACUCAAGACGCUGCUCAAGACGACGUUUGGAAUGGACGACGACAUUGUUGAGCAGAAUGCGCUAGACUUGAUGCACAAGCACCGCGACGACGUAGCUGGAGUGCCAUUCCUGUUCCUCACUCCCACACGCCGCCCAAUUUCGAGACCGUCGUCCCGUGCCUCCACCCACUCUGCGCGUCUGCACCCCGGGCGCCCAGAUACACCCUCUUCAGCGCCCGCAUCACCUCUGGUUCAUGUCUUCCGACGGCCGCAUACACCUGCGACGUCGCCACUCGCCCCAAUUGGAUACACCAAAUCAGAUUAUUCACCUUCAUCCUCGCCGGUCCUAGCACAUGCACAGGUCUCGCAGGCCCAGUUCACUGCCUCGCUGCCUGCCUCGCCGAUCUCUUCGCCUCGGCUCUUGAACGCCAAAGCAAGCGAGUUCAGACCCAUACCCCGCCCGCUUUCAGCAGCUGCGUCGCACAGUGCUGGUUCGCUUCUGCGGGCAGACACUCCAUCCCCCGACCUCUGGGCGCACAACUCCCCUCGCGCCACCUCAAACCUCGCCAUCGCCGCCCCUUUGAUUGCUGACCAAGCCCGUGCUUUCACCCCCUCGUCUUCUCUACGCUCCUCGCACCGCCCGAAAGAUGUGGAAGAUGACGAAGAUGAUCCCUUUGAUCCCUUUGCUUCGAAUCCCAUCCCAUCCUUCCACUCGAUCACCAUAUCUGAUUUCGACACGUUCGACAACAACCAGUGGUCAACCUCGCCUGACUUCAACCAGACCCACUUCUACGGCUAUGGGCCCGAACAGAAUCCCCUCGACCCGGACGCAGAUGAGGCCUCAGCAGCGCUGACCGACGGAAUGACACCAUUCGACGUCCUGAGCUCAGUGUUUGGAUCCUCCCUCGCGCCCUCGGAGCUCGAAGAAGCUCUGGCUGUGAAUGGGUUUGACUUUGAUCGUGCGAUGGCGUGGCUCGUCGAUCGCGUGUCGCCACCGGCGACACAGGGUCCGCAGAAUCCCAGGAUGCAGCAUAUGGGCGCGAGAGUCACGUUGGUGGGGAGGGAUGGCAGGGGCGGCGGGCCUGCUAAUGGCAUUAGAGGGGGUGCUAAUCGCCCGGCUCCCAGAUAUGUCAACGGGCGGCCUGUUCCUGGUGGGAAUAGGGUAUGUAGGUAUUUUGUUGCUGGAGAAUGCUUGAGAGCAGAUUGUCGAUUCAGGCACGACCUCGAGCGUGCUCUCUGUCGUUUCUGGCUCCGAGGCACAUGUGCGAAACAAGAAAACUGCGAGUUCUUGCACCAUCUGCCCAAGGAUGUCGACAUCUCGUCUCUCAACGCAGCCUUGUCUCGGGCAAACGUACCUCCUGGCGUUGGACCACUUGCCGCACACAUCCUCCCUAGUGCCCCAUCCGACGAGUUCCCGGCACUCGGCUACGAAAAUAAUGCAGCUGCUCGAGGACGCAAGUACACGCCCUACAUGGAUCCAGGAAGGACGAGGUUCGCUGCAGCCGUCAAGAAGCCUGCUCCUCCACAGGUACCUCAGACGGAAGAAGUGGGAAACAAUGCAAGUACCCCAAUUGGAGCACGGCGAGAGGUUAUGGGAUCCGCUGCUGACAAUCUGCACCAUCAGAACGCGAUCGUGGCUCCAAGACCGUCACCGCGCCUCAAGCUACGUGCGCCCGCUCUCUUGCCAACGCUGCCGACUGGCGAGUCGCUCAACAGCAUGUACAUGGCCUACCGCUCUCGCGGGCUCCAGCUCGGCGCCGCGAGGAACGCGUGCCUUUCUCGCGCUGCUGAUGCAUGGCGGAGAGGCGAUGGGGCGGCUGCCAAGAGGUUUAGCAGGGAGGGCCACGAGCUGAACGCGAAGAUGAGCGUGGAGAUGGCGGAUGCUGCUGCCAAACUUGUCAGUGAACGCUCCAGGGUUGCAGAGCAGGCAGUUAGGGCUAGGGAUUCGGCGUGGUCGGACGACCCAGGAGACAGGGCAGCUAGAGGCAAGACGUGCGGCAGCGGGCUCGGUGUGUGCUUGGGUAUUGCCAGCCCUGGGACUGGAGGUGCAAGUGAGACGAGUGCGGAAGAGAGGACUGAAGCCAUGUUGGACCUCCAUGGUUUGCAUUCGAAUGAGGCAACUGACGUGUUGGAGCAGUUCUUGCUCGCGGUCGAACGUGAACAUUUCUAUGGUCUUGGCUAUGCUAUUGUCGGAGAGGAAAAGCACACUGGGACACAGGACGUUGCUCGUGGCGCUUCUCGAUCCCGACUUGCGACCGGUGUUCGUGAAUGGCUCCACCGUUGGGGCUACCCAUGGAGCGAACGAGACGGCAUCAUCUGCAUAGACCCUCUGACCCAUUCCUCUGAAUAAA
Molecule: messenger RNA, 2595 nt
Organism: Cyclocybe aegerita
Lineage: Eukaryota; Fungi; Basidiomycota; Agaricomycetes; Agaricales; Hemipholiotaceae
Source: the annotation of a GenBank genome assembly